This is a messenger RNA of Cordyceps militaris CM01, 1836 nucleotides long. Its product is annotated as amidase family protein. NCBI's taxonomy places the organism in Eukaryota, Fungi, Ascomycota, Sordariomycetes, Hypocreales, Cordycipitaceae. The coding region runs from base 1 to 1836 and encodes 611 amino acids. The transcript has 12 exons. The record is from RefSeq and is a predicted model, not a curated record.
AUGCCUGGCGGACCAUAUGAAGCUACGUGGUUGGUCUGUAUCGGCCGAACGAGGAGUCAUCGAAAGCAGUUGAAUACUCUGGUGUCUAAAUUAUUACUCAUGGCGGCAAGUAUCCAACCGGUCCUCCUUCGCUUUGUUCCUGGUGAUAAAAUCUUCUCAACUUUCAGCAGCGGCCCCCUCGAUGUUCUGAGUGCGCAACUCUGGCUUCAUCAGGAACCAGUGAAGCUCGAACUCCCCUCAGCGAUCUCCUUCUUUUCACGGAAUUCCGUUGCCAGUCGCCUAGCAAUUGCAAAGAGCAAGCAGGAUGGAGAACGCAACGUCGGCCAUAAUGGACCCUCGCACCGCUACAGCAUCAGAUAUACAAGCGCUUCUGCAACGCUCCGACCUGACCAGCCUGCAACGUACAAUGGCUAUCUUCGCGCUGUCAUCAGCACUCCCCCGACACAUCUGUUGCUCGAGGCAGCAACUAAGCUUGAUGAUGAACGGGCCCAGGGCAAGGUGCGAUCAAGCAUGCAUGGUAUCCCAAUUUUGAUCAAGGAUAAUAUUACCACACACCCCGACAUGGGAAUGGAUACCACAGCAGGCAGUUUUGCAUUGGCCGGCUCCCGGCCGAAAAAAAGUGCAGAGCUUGUUGAAAGGCUAAUUGAGGCUGGUGCUAUUAUUCUUGGUAAAGCCAAUCUUUCGGAAUUAAGCUACUUCAAGGGUGAAGACCAGAUAUGUGGUUGGUCUGCUGUUGGAGGUCAGAGCCAAUCUGCGUAUGCUCGGGGCGGCAUACAGGAAGAUGACACUCCUGGUGGACACAGCAACCCGGGAGGCUCAUCAUCGGGUCCUGCCAUUGCUGUCAGUGCAGGUCUAGCGCCAGUUUCGAUCGGAACCGAGACGGCAGCGUCACUCAUCUCCCCGGCAUCCAAGGCAGCUCUUUACACAAUCAAGCCAACAGUCAACCUCAUAUCUCAGCAAGGCAUUGUCCUCAUUUCAUCACUCGCCGACUCGGCAGGUCCGAUGACAAAGAGCGUUCUAGAUCUCGCAAACCUCAUGGACAUACUCGUCGAUCCAGCCAAGACGUCAAUUCCCGAUGGCGGAUAUAAAAGCGUCUUGACCAACACCUGGGCAGACCUGAAAGUUGGAGUGCUUGAUCCUGCCAAAUGGGGAUCGUCGGAUUCCUGGACAAAACCGGACGCUGGGGCUACGAAACAGAUGAGCGAGGCAUUUGACUCCGCAUAUGCUCUAAUCCAGAGCCAGGCGAAGUCUUUCCACAAGUUUGUUCCCUUGGUCCUUCCAGAUGCGCUCAGCAUAGAUGGAGAGCUCGCCCACAGAAAGCUUUUCACCGGCCAUUUUAAGAAGGAUUUUGAAGCCUAUCUCAAGAGUUUGGACUUUUCGCAUAUUAAAAGCCUCGAAGAGUUGGUCCAGUACAACCGAGACCACGCCGAAAGAGAACUUCCACCGCGCUAUCCGUUGCAAGAUCGGCUUGAAAAAGCUCUUGCGGAUAAAUCUACCGCCGAGGAGCUAGAAGAAGCUCUGCUGCUCGCUAGAAAGGUCGCAAGGGACGAGGGCAUCGACAAAAUAUUGAGAGAGUACGAUCUUGAUGUCAUUAUUGGCCCGGCAGAGAGUCCCAUGCCCACCAUCGCUUGCGCAAGCGGCUAUCCAAUCGCGAGCCUGCCACUUGGCUAUCUCGAUUUCAAUGGUCGCCCAUUUGGAAUGGCGGCAGUAGCGUCAGGGCAUCAGGAAGCUGUGUUGAUCAAGGUCCAAAGCGCGUGGGAGGCAACAUUUCCGCCGAGACAACCGCCGCCUUAUGCUGUGUUCGCGCCUGGAUCUGCCGGACAUGCUACCCUCUAG